Hipposideros armiger (great roundleaf bat) is the source of this 3684-nucleotide messenger RNA. It is a transcript of the gene DVL3, whose product is annotated as dishevelled segment polarity protein 3. Bases 22 to 2178 code for a protein of 718 amino acids. The record is from RefSeq and is a predicted model, not a curated record. The transcript has 16 exons. Gene Ontology annotation, cellular component: cytosol. Gene Ontology annotation, molecular function: frizzled binding. Gene Ontology annotation, biological process: canonical Wnt signaling pathway; intracellular signal transduction. NCBI's taxonomy places the organism in Eukaryota, Metazoa, Chordata, Mammalia, Chiroptera, Hipposideridae.
GCCGGGCCAGAGGCCGGAGCCAUGGGCGAGACCAAGAUCAUCUACCACCUGGACGGGCAGGAGACGCCGUACCUGGUGAAGCUGCCCCUACCCGCCGAGCGCGUCACCUUGGCGGACUUUAAGGGCGUUCUGCAGAGACCCAGCUAUAAGUUCUUCUUCAAGUCUAUGGACGACGAUUUCGGAGUGGUGAAGGAGGAGAUCUCAGACGACAACGCCAAGCUGCCCUGCUUCAAUGGCCGGGUGGUGUCCUGGCUAGUGUCAGCUGAGGGCUCACACCCAGAGCCAGCUCCCUUCUGUGCUGAUAACCCAUCAGAGCUGCCACCACCCAUGGAGCGCACGGGAGGCAUUGGGGACUCCCGGCCCCCAUCCUUCCACCCUCAUGCUGGUGGGGGCAGCCAGGAGAACCUAGACAAUGACACAGAGACGGACUCGUUGGUGUCUGCCCAGCGGGAGCGACCACGCCGGAGGGAUGGCCCAGAGCACACAACCCGGCUAAAUGGAACUGCAAAGGGGGAACGGCGGCGAGAGCCAGGGGGUUAUGACAGCUCGUCCACCCUUAUGAGCAGCGAGUUGGAGACCACCAGCUUCUUUGAUUCGGACGAGGAUGACUCCACCAGCAGGUUCAGCAGCUCCACAGAGCAGAGCAGCGCCUCACGCCUGAUGAGAAGACACAAACGGCGGCGGCGGAAGCAGAAGGUGUCCCGGAUUGAGCGGUCCUCGUCCUUCAGCAGCAUCACGGACUCCACGAUGUCACUCAACAUCAUCACGGUCACUCUCAACAUGGAAAAGUAUAACUUCUUGGGCAUCUCCAUUGUGGGCCAAAGCAACGAGCGCGGUGACGGAGGCAUCUACAUCGGCUCUAUCAUGAAGGGUGGGGCUGUGGCUGCUGAUGGACGCAUCGAGCCAGGAGAUAUGCUGUUACAGGUAAACGAGAUCAACUUUGAGAACAUGAGUAAUGACGACGCAGUCCGGGUACUACGGGAGAUUGUGCACAAACCAGGGCCCAUCACCCUGACUGUAGCCAAGUGCUGGGACCCAAGUCCACGUGGUUGCUUCACAUUGCCCAGGAGCGAGCCCAUCCGGCCCAUUGACCCUGCGGCCUGGGUCUCCCACACUGCAGCCAUGACUGGCACCUUCCCUGCCUACGGCAUGAGCCCCUCCCUGAGCACCAUCACCUCCACCAGCUCCUCCAUCACCAGCUCCAUCCCUGACACAGAGCGCCUAGACGACUUCCACCUGUCCAUCCACAGUGACAUGGCCGCCAUCGUGAAAGCCAUGGCCUCCCCUGAAUCCGGGCUAGAGGUCCGAGACCGCAUGUGGCUCAAGAUCACCAUCCCCAACGCUUUCAUCGGCUCGGAUGUGGUGGACUGGCUAUACCACAACGUGGAAGGCUUCACUGACCGGCGAGAGGCCCGCAAGUAUGCCAGCAACCUGCUUAAAGCCGGCUUCAUCCGUCACACUGUCAAUAAGAUCACCUUCUCCGAGCAGUGCUACUACAUCUUCGGCGACCUCUGCGGCAACAUGGCCAACCUGUCCCUCCAUGAUCACGAUGGCUCCAGUGGUGCCUCUGACCAGGACACUCUGGCCCCUUUGCCACACCCUGGGGCCGCCCCUUGGCCCAUGGCUUUCCCUUACCAGUAUCCACCGCCCCCGCACCCCUACAACCCGCACCCAGGCUUCCCGGAGCUGGGGUACAGCUACGGCGGGGGCAGUGCCAGCAGUCAGCACAGUGAAGGCAGCCGGAGCAGUGGCUCCAACCGGAGCGGCAGCGACCGGCGGAAGGAGAAGGACCCAAAGGCCGGGGACUCGAAGUCGGGCGGCAGCGGCAGCGAGUCCGACCAUACAACCCGCAGCAGCCUGCGGGGGCCAAGGGAGCGGGCCCCCAGCGAGCGCUCGGGGCCUGCUGCCAGCGAGCAUAGCCACCGCAGCCACCACUCGCUGGCCAGCAGCCUGCGCAGCCACCACACGCACCCGAGCUACGGCCCCCCUGGCGUGCCCCCUCUCUACGGCCCUCCCAUGCUGAUGAUGCCCCCACCGCCCGCGGCCAUGGGCCCCCCAGGAGCCCCUCCUGGCCGCGACCUGGCCUCGGUGCCCCCCGAACUGACCGCCAGCAGACAGUCCUUCCGCAUGGCCAUGGGAAACCCCACCAAGAAUUUCGGGCUGUUUGACUUUCUGUGAGCCCCCAGCGAGGGGAGGCCCAGCCUCCGAGGAGACCAGGAACCAUGCUUCAGCAGCCCCUCAGGGCUUCCCAAGGAUAUUCAGCCCCCAUACCCACACUUCAACAUGUUGAGUCACUAGGCUUCUGGGGAGGGCCCUGGCCACUUGCUCACAUAUGGCUCUAUUCGCCUUUCCAGAGAGUGUGUGGGUGCUAUUUCUUUCUCUCUUUCACACAUGUGUACACACACACACACCUAUGCAAGUCCACUUAAGCUUUAGGGCUGGUCCCUGCCCAGAGGGCUGGACCCUCUCUCCAAUCCUCUCCCAGGUUGUGGGGCUGGUCCCAACUUAACCUCUACCCUUCCCUUCCUCGUAGUCCUCAAGCAUUCCGCACAUGUCCUCAUCAUCUUCCUACCUUGGUAAAUCAUAAGCUGGGUCUCAGGCUGGGCUCAGCGGACAACUGACAGACUGUUCUCACCAUGCCUCCUGCUGCACAAACCCUUUCCUGUUUUUACAAUCACCAUGAUACCCCAAAGCAAAGUUGGGCAGGGGGACUUCUGGGACUUCCAGACAGAGUGCCAGGUUUUAUUUUUUUUACCUUACUUUACAAUUUGAACAAAUCAUGACUUUCUCUUUAAGCCUCUUCUAUAAAUUCUGACUCACCUAGGUUUCCCUAUUCAGAACUGGGAUGUCAAGAGUGAGGUGAAGUGACUAAGCUCCAGGAUUUGGGGUAAACCAGGGUAGGGGCAUUUCAGCAUUCAUUCAUUUAACAAAGACUCCCUGGGGUUUUCAGUGAGUGAGGGCUGUGUUGGAAGUCUAACUCAGUCUUGCCUGCCUUCUGGAAGCUCUGGGUUUGCUCCCAGCCCAGACCAUGGCUUCCUGUAGCCACCACAAUAGGGCUGCCUCCUGUACUUCUUUCUUCUUUGACUCUGCUUUGUCUUAACUCUCUUGAGAAUUCCUCCCUAUUGCUCAUGCCUUCAGUGUUGGUGCUCCCAGUGUUCAUUACACUUCUCUUUCCUAUUUACUCCCCAAAUGGUGUCAUCUAUCCUAAUGUCCUCAGCUGCCACUGAUAUGCUGAUGAUUCUCAUAUAUAUACAUCUCCAGCCCCAAUUUCCCUCCAACCUUUAGAUCUGUAUUUUUAUCACUCACUAGACAUCUCCGUGGACAUGUCCAUGUGGACUCAACUAAUUUCCCCCACCACCUCCUGAAUUCCAACCCUGGUUACCUUCAUCACAAUCCACAUAGGCUCACCAGCUAGAAACAUUUAUGGGCUUAAAUUCUUUCCCAUAUCUUACUAGUCAGCAGGUCAUAUCCAUUCUACUCCAAUAUUUCUUGAAUUUGGCCCUUCUUCUCGCCUCUGCCUCUACUCUAGUUCACAGGAGCAUGGGAUUUGGAGUCAGGUUGUUCUGGGUUUGAAUCCCAGCUCUACUACUUUUUGGUUGUGUGAUAAGAGAGUUAUUUAAUCUCUCUGAGCCUCAGUUCCCUCACAUGUAAAAUGAUGAUAAUAAUACCUACCUCACAGGGUUG